Lemur catta (Ring-tailed lemur) is the source of this 2527-nucleotide messenger RNA. It is a transcript of the gene SLC2A5, whose product is annotated as solute carrier family 2 member 5. Bases 445 to 1950 code for a protein of 501 amino acids. Gene Ontology annotation, cellular component: membrane. Gene Ontology annotation, biological process: fructose transmembrane transport. Gene Ontology annotation, molecular function: fructose transmembrane transporter activity. NCBI's taxonomy places the organism in Eukaryota, Metazoa, Chordata, Mammalia, Primates, Lemuridae. The record is from RefSeq and is a predicted model, not a curated record. The transcript has 12 exons.
GGCAGGGACAGCCUCUGAGAAGUCUCUGGUGACCCCGUCUGUUGCCCUGGUGUUACCUAGUGUGGUGGGGUCAGUGACAGCUGUUGCUUUCCACGUGUUGCUGUCAGAAAUAACCCUUCCACUCACUCACCACGAGCCUGUCGGGUGGAGACUUCAGCAAUGAGGAAAUGCCGCAGACUGUUCCAAUCAGGACGGGGCCGUGCCUGCAGUCUCCAGGGGGCACCCACUUGCUUAGCCAAACCCCAGACUUUUAAUUUAAAAGCAGAAGUGAAAGGAAGACGAGGUUCCUGAAAGGGUUAUUCUGACUUGGACUGGCUAUAAAAAUGCGAUUGGCUGUUAUUCUGCGUGGCCAAAGUGCACCCAGAAUGUCUUCUCUCUCCAUCCAGUGCGUUUGUUACUUUGGCUAGAAGGAGGCAAGCAGCACUCUGCUCUUCCAGAGCAAAGAUGGAGCAGCAGGAUCAGUUCAAGAAGGAAGGGAGGCUGACACUUGUGCUUGCCCUGGCAACCCUGAUAGCUGCCUUUGGGUCGUCCUUCCAGUAUGGGUACAACGUGGCCGCUGUCAACUCCCCAGCAGAGUACAUGAAACAGUUUUACAAUGACACCUACUAUGACAGAACCGGUGGAUACAUGGAAAGCUACUCCUUGACGUUGCUGUGGUCUGUAACUGUGUCCAUGUUUCCCUUUGGAGGCUUCGUCGGAUCCCUCCUGGUUGGCCCCCUGGUGAAUAAACUUGGCAGAAAAGGGACCUUACUGUUCAACAACAUAUUUUCCAUCGUGCCUGCCAUCUUAAUGGGAUGCAGCAAAGUCGCGAAGUCAUUUGAGCUUAUAAUUGUUUCCAGACUUCUGGUGGGAAUAUGUGCAGGUUUGUCUUCCAAUGUUGUCCCCAUGUACCUGGGAGAGCUGGCCCCUAAAAACCUGCGGGGGGCUCUCGGGGUGGUGCCGCAGCUCUUCAUCACCGUCGGCAUCCUCGUGGCCCAGAUCUUUGGUCUCCGGAAUCUCCUUGCAAGUGAAGAAGGCUGGCCCAUCCUCCUGGGGCUGACCGGGGUGCCCGCGGCGCUGCAGGUGCUCCUGCUGCCCUUCUUCCCCGAGAGCCCCAGGUACCUGCUGAUCCAGAAGAAAGACGAAGAGGGUGCCAAAAAUGCUCUGAAGAGGCUGCGCGGCUGGGACGCCGUGGACUGGGAGGUGGAGGAGAUCCGGCAGGAGGACGAGGCGGAGAAGGCCGCGGGCUUCAUCUCGGUGGUGAAGCUGUUCCAGAUGCGGUCCCUGCGCUGGCAGCUGCUGUCCAUCAUCGCCCUCAUGGCCGGCCAGCAGCUGUCCGGGGUGAACGCGAUCUACUACUACGCAGACCAGAUCUACGUGAGCGCCGGCGUGGAGGAGAAUCAGGUCCAAUACGUGACGGCCGGCACCGGGGCUGUCAACGUGGUGAUGACCUUCUGCGCUGUGUUCGUGGUGGAGCUGCUGGGCCGGAGGCUGCUGCUGCUCCUGGGCUUCUCCGUGUGCUUCCUGGCCUGCUGCGUGCUCACGGUGGCGCUGUCGCUGCAGGACACGAUAUCCUGGAUGCCUUACAUCAGCAUCGUCUGCGUCAUUGUCUACGUCGUAGGACAUGCCCUCGGGCCCAGCCCGAUCCCCGCGCUGCUCAUCACCGAGAUCUUCCUGCAGUCCUCCCGGCCGUCCGCCUUCAUGGUGGGCGGCAGCGUCCACUGGCUCUCCAACUUCGUGGUGGGCCUGGUCUUCCCGUUCAUCCAGGAGGGGCUGGGCUCGUACAGCUUCAUCAUCUUCGCGGUGAUCUGCCUCCUCACCACCAUCUACAUCUUCAUGAUCGUCCCCGAGACCAAGGGCAAGUCCUUCAUAGAGAUCAACCAGAUUUUCGUCAAGAUGAACAAGGUGUCAGACGUCCACCCUGAAAAGGAGGAACUGAAGAACCUUCCGCCCGUGAGCUCGGAGCAGUAACUCGGGGGAGAAGCGGCCCGUGUAGCGGGCCUGCGUGGGGCUUCCCUCUUCCGCCUUUUCUUCUGACUUCUAGUUGUCUGCGAAAGUCCAGAAAUGAGCCGAGCCUGGCAUGGACCGCAGGCCUCAGCCCCGGCCGCCGCCCCGCUGGGACUGCCCGGGGCGUCCGUGGUGUUCUGGAAGCCGGGCCCUCUCGCUCCACACUGGCCUGUCGCCCACCUGGAGUCAGGCCGACAGCUCUUGCGCCGCCUGGCUGGGUUAGCCGUCAUGUGGGUCCCGAUAACACAGCUUUUAUAACAGAAAUAGGAUUGAAUUUUGCCAGAGUAACUCUUCUCUGUGGCCCCCAUGGGCCUCCUGGGGCCACAGGCAUUUGUUUAGAGCCAAAUUCAUCCUCUUAUCACAUCUUUCUCCGGAAACACCUGUUUUGGAAAGUGGGAGGUCGGAAAUAAUGAUGUCUAGAAAUCUGGGGAGCAGGUCCCUGUGGAGAUAUUAACUGAGUCAGAAUUAUUCUAAAUUAUGUUGUCAGUGGGAAAUGGAAUUGCUUCUGUACAGCCAAUAAAGGAAAUCUGAUCCCUUUUCA